UGUAACCCGGAAGAAUAGGUAUUCCAGUUAAAAAGAAUUUCAAAAUAUUUUUAAUCUUUUGAAAACAAGUUUCCAUAUGUCGUGUAGCUCUGUGAUAUAGCUCUAAAUAUUGAAGGCGGAAUCUUUCCAUUGGUGGUCUUUAUUAAGUAUCAAAAUGGUCGAAAUCGAAGCGUUAAAAUUAUUACGGCAGAGAAAAGAGGCUCUUAAAAAAUUACCAAAUCCAUCCGACCAAGACAUAUCAUUUGAGAAGUAUGAAGAAAGCGUAUCAAGGACUAUGACAAAGACACAGACAGAUAUAGAAACAGUCUCCAAGUAUGCAACAGAAAUUAUAGAGGAACUCGAAAAUGUCAGAGAAUUGGUGAAAAAUUGCAGCAUCAAAAUUGGCGAACAUCUACAAGAAUUGAUGAAAAAGAAUUUGAUAAAAAUUGAAUUUUCACCACAAGGAAGGCCGCUGAAUAGGGAUGAUAUUGAUAUGAAAAAACUAGAACAAGUUCAAACCGUGCAGAGACUUGCAAAACAACAACAAGAACUUAUGGAGUUCAUAGCGAAAACAGAACAACUAGUUUUGAAGAUUGAAAGUAAUGCAGCUUUGUCAUUUUCCGAUUUAACUGGUGUGUCAAGUCAAAUGAAACAAUGGUGUGAUGGAUUAGAAACAUUGGAAGAACAGAAGAAAAGAAAAAGGGAAGAAAAGGAAGCAGAAGAAACACGUAAAAGAGAAAAAGAAGACGCAGAACGAAGAAAAGUAGAAGAGGAAGAACGAAAAAAGAAAGAACAGGAAGAAGCUGAGAAACGAAGAAAAGAACAAGAAGAACGAGAAGCUCAGGAAAAAAGAAGAAAGCAAGAAGAAGAAAAGAAAAAGAGAGAUUGGAAGAACUGGCCACCAUUCAUAUAUUACAAUCCAAGAAAAAACAAGUUUAGUCAGGAUAUCUGCUGUGUCAUUUAUACAAUGCCUGAUGGAACUGACGCUAGUAAUUUUAGCUGUCAAGGCUCAGAUGCUGUAGAAGAUCUAGAUAAAUGUUUGGAAACCAAUGACGAACAAGUUAUAUCCUCUGUUAUCACAAUUCAACCGCAAAAGGUCAAAAAGACGUUUGAGUUACCAAUGCGUGUGUAUGUACCAAUUGUAUCGCAUGAUCAGAGCCUACUUCCAACACUGAAGUUAUCAAUUAAUGGUCAGAAAUGGAGAUCAGGAAAAUCACUUCCAGAAAUUCAACUGCCAAAAGUGACAGGUGUUUCCUUUGUUGGAGUUGAAAUACCCGUCAAACAAUUUGAGACCAUUCAAUGUGUUGCUGUUGCUCGACAAAAACGUCAUGAAAUCGAAGUUGACGAAAAAGGAAAAGUGUUUGAACCAGAAGUUGACAGAAAUAUCAAAGUAAAGUUUCCACAGAGAGCGUUUGCUGGGAAAACUGUUGUUGCUACAAAGGCAGUACCAUGGACCCAUGCGGACAUUAAAAAUGCCUCAAAGAAGCACAAAGAGUUGCAAAAUAUUAAAACAGCUGGUUCUUAUAUUGAUAUAUCAUGCGAAAAUACCACGAAGGAAGAUUCUGAUUUAGAGAUGUAUGAUUUUGGAUGGGUUGUUGACAAAAAUAUAAACAAGAAUCAGUCUGUCAACCAAGAAACUCUGAACAGAUGUAGCAGAUGGGUAGUGAACAAUUUGAACCCUGAUGAAAAUGCAUUGCAGUUGGAUGAUGUCUUUGAUAGUGACUUUGUUGAUGACCUGAAGACAAAAGAGACAGAUGGGGACAAGACUCGUCUGAUUCUACGUCAUUUGCACGAUUCUGAUGCUGAUAGCGAUUUCGAUAAUUUUUUAGUCGGAUUGAAAUCUACUCAACCAAAUGUGGCAAAUAGAAUAACUUCUGUAAAAAAUCAAGUCAAGCUGUCUAGAAAAACUACAGACACGGACGCCGAGGACAAUUUUGCUAGUGAUUUUGAUCCAGAUUUUGAAAAGAAGGAGGGUACCAUUUGUGUAGUUUCAAAGUUGACCGGAAAGAGUUGGGAAAUUGUACCUAUAGAGGCAUCUGAAGAACAUCCAAAAGCAAGGUUCCUCAAACUUCCGUCCGGAAAUGAUAAAUAUCAAGUUUUAGGUCUAGUUGUUCCAGAUAACAUGUCAGACGAAGAUAUUUGCAGAGCAGCUGAAAUACUGGAAGGAUUAAACUGUGUCACCAAUGUGUCAGUAAUAUGUCGACAAAAGCAUUCAAAUCCUCAUGAAGUAGUUAUUGAAUGUGUAAAAUCUGAGAAUGUAGCAACCACAAUGCAGCACUUGGAUUCUAUUGGUUAUAAUGAUGGACCGGCUGAGAGUGCAGAGUUUGGUGUUGUUGAUGGAGAAGAGAUCGAAAUAAAGUUUGAAUCAAAUCUUUAUCUAGAGCGUCUUAAACAUUCACUUCUGAAGAUAAAAUUUUAUAAGCACCUCCCUUCUAGCAGAUAUUCCGAACACCUAGUAGUCGUCAGCAAGGCAGAGCAAGGAGAAGACAGCAACUACCAUGGAUAUCUGAAGUACAGUGUACCUCCGGGUCGUUUGUCCCUACCAAGGUCAGGGUCACUUGUUGUGUAUGUUCCAAAGCCUCUGGAUGAAAUAAUUGGCAACUUUCCAUAUACUCUUGAUGUACCAGUUAAAGCACUUGCUAAGUUCAUUGCUUGGCAGUUAACACGUACAAAUUUCAAUUCAACAAAAUGGGUAAGACUUGGUGGAUUUUUAACUAACUGUGACUCUCAUCUGUAUCAUCAAAUCGUUAAACAUAUUGACGAAGAAGCAACGAAAGCACCACAACGAGAGAGAUGCGAGCACUUCAUUUUGUAUUGGGCAAAUCAUCAUGCACCAAUAGAAUCAGAUAGGAUUGAGGAGAUAAUAGCGUCUCAUCAUGAUCCAAGUUUGGAAUCAGAAGCGCAUCAGUUUAUCAAACCAUACCUUCCUGGAAAAGGAAUGUUUUCAAACGACAGUUUGGAGAAAAUGUCAUUUGCAAUAGCUGGAGAAUGGGAAACAAUGGCAAAAAAUCUUGGUUUUACAAAUGACGAAAUCAAUAAAAUCAAAAAUAGUCAACCAGGAGCUGUUAAACAAACACUUCGAAUGUUAGAUUUGUGGAGAUUGUCGGAUAGCGCAAUACAGAAAGGCACGGAUCUUGUGAAAAAUUUCCACGAAACAGCCAAGUCAGCACAAUGUGGUGCAAAAUUGCUAAACAUAAUAUCUAAAAAUGUGAAUUGAUAGCAGGAAGCAUAUAACGCAAUAACCCCUUAAAUAUAUAGUUCAUAGUAAUACAUAUAUAACAUAAAACUGGUUGCAUAUGAUUGUAGUUAAUAGCUGUUUUU
Molecule: messenger RNA, 3300 nt
Organism: Mytilus trossulus (common blue mussel)
Lineage: Eukaryota; Metazoa; Mollusca; Bivalvia; Mytilida; Mytilidae
Exons: 16
Coding region: 155-3196 (1013 amino acids)
Biological process (GO): signal transduction
Molecular function (GO): protein binding
Source: RefSeq, a predicted model, not a curated record